UCAAGAGCUACAGACCAUUGUACCUCUUUACCUGGUCCAUUUAUUGAAAAAACAGUGCCGUGUUCCCGGUAUGCGCGCGCUUAUUCGCCUGAUUACGUGAUUUUUAUCCGCAGUAAAGGAUUUACCAGUGCAAAAUUGAGGAAUCACCUUUAGCGAAAGAAAAUAUUGAUGCAAGGAAAACGUCCCGUGUAAAAAUGUAGAAAUUUUUGAAAUGAAAUUCUGGCUGGGAAAGGGAGAAUACUCGCAUAUGACUCAUGGAAUAAAUAUGAAACACGGGAUUAAGAACAUGUGAACCGAGCGUAUGUAUUUUAACCCGUGCUGAGUUGUCAGCAUCGCGUAUAUUACCCGUUGGCUACUUAGAAACUGAUGCUAGGGGUGAAGAGUUCUUGACAGAAAGAAUUCGCCAGCAGUGAAGGAAUCUGAGACCCGUUAGAAGCUCAACACGUGAAGAAGAUCUUCUAAUCCUCCAGAGCUGUGGAAUUAUUUCCGUACAUAAAGAGAAUUACGCAUUUCCCCGUGGUAUGAAACAUGGUUUGAAACAGCUUCGUAACACUGGAAUCGGUAUCAAAGGCAUCUGAAGCAAUCAGGUUGCACCAACUCCAAAUUAGUGAUACGAACUUUCACUAGGGAGAACACAGGUAAAAUGCUCUCGUGAUGGUGUUGUUAGCCCACGGUACGAGAACUUACAAACAGGUAAGUACUUAGCAUAACAAAAGAUACCACCCGAAAACAAUAUGAAAGGCUCUCUCUUCAUAGAUUCUAUAUAACCUUUCAAUGAAUAUUUAACGGACCCAAGAAUAGGCCACUCUCACAACAAAAACAUUAGAUGACAAGGCAUAACAGUUCAUGUAUGAAAUAUGCUUGCUUGCUUGUCAUCUCAAUUGUGGUAAAAUUAGAAAUUCCCGUAACAAAGUUUCUUGCUCAAAUACUAGUCUUAAGGGCUUUCCUGUAGCUGUACCAAUGAAAAACUAUUCCAUAUUUAAAACUUUAUUGUAACCGAAAGCAGAAGGAAGCAAACUGAUCAUAUUUUUAUUUUUUUAGUUUGAAACAUAUUUCUAUAUUGCCUUAAAUGCUCUCAGAUAUAUACUUUGCAACGCUAGUUAAAUCCACGUUUAAUGUUUUAAUAAUGUGUGGAGAAUUUGGACAUUCAUCCAUGAAAGAUUGCUGACUUGUUGACUAGUCGUUGUUUUACGGAGGUUAUUGACCCGACAUGCUCAGAUUGUUGAAUAUCUUGUCUCAUCCGUGGUUGCAAUUCAUUGGUUGCUGUGAUAUAAACAGGUCCACAUCCUUCAUUCUUAGUUCAAGGCUAACGAUAAGUGAUAUCAUAAAUCACAUUUUAAGUUAGCGGAUAUCUGACCCUGCAAACUGGGAACCAUGAAAGUUGUCAUAGUUGCAUUGAUACUGUGCUGUGCCGUCAUCAAUGCGUAUGGGCGCCCAAUUGAACAACUGGACGAGAAACGCGUUUACAAACGAAAUAAUCCAGAGAAAGAUUCAAUACUGGUCAUGAGAGCGCAUGUAGGCAUUCACUCCAGUGAGGGAAGUGACGAAAGUUUAGUUAAAGAACCAGAGGAGGAAGAAGAAGAAGAUGAGGAAGAGUCACCCAGCGGAGACGAAGGGUCCUCUAACGAGGAACAUCAAUCAGAAAACGAUGAAACAAUCGAUGAUGCUGCGGACUCAAACAAUGAUCAUCACGAGAACGAACACGAUGAUGAAGACGAUAAUGAUGAUGACGACGACGACGACGACGACGACGAUGAAGAUGAGGAUUGAUUUGCUUUAUUACGUCACAGGUUCUUUAGAUGAACGUAGGGAAUGGAUAGUUGGAACAGAAUCAUAGUUGGAUCAAGUCAUUGUUUUUGUAAUCACGUUCAGAAAAAGGUGUAAUUACAGGCUAAUUAAACUUGAGCGUUGUAUGUUGCA
Molecule: messenger RNA, 1920 nt
Organism: Pocillopora damicornis (cauliflower coral)
Lineage: Eukaryota; Metazoa; Cnidaria; Anthozoa; Scleractinia; Pocilloporidae
Source: RefSeq, a predicted model, not a curated record